This is a messenger RNA of Rhinolophus ferrumequinum (greater horseshoe bat), 1698 nucleotides long. It is a transcript of the gene C1QTNF3, whose product is annotated as C1q and TNF related 3. Bases 73 to 1029 code for a protein of 318 amino acids. Gene Ontology annotation, molecular function: protein binding. The transcript is spliced from 6 exons. The record is from RefSeq and is a predicted model, not a curated record. NCBI's taxonomy places the organism in Eukaryota, Metazoa, Chordata, Mammalia, Chiroptera, Rhinolophidae.
UGCCCGAGGAGACCACAGCGCCUGGAGCCCCGGCCGUCUUCUCCAGGAGGCUCUGUGGCUCUGUUGAGAAUCAUGCUCGGGCAUCUCGUCUGUUGGCACCUGCUGGCUUUCUUUUUCCUCCCAUUUUGCCUGUGUCAAGAUGAAUACAUGGAGGUGAGCGGAAGAGCUAAUAAAGUGGUGGCGAGAAUAGUGCAAAGCCACCAGCAGACUGGCCAUAGCGGCUCCAGGAGGGAGAAAGUGAGAGAGCGGAGCCAUCCUAAAACUGGGACUGUGGAUAAUAACACUUCUACAGACCUAAAAUCCCUGAGACCUGAUGAGCUACCGCACCCCGAGGUAGAUGGCCUAGCCCAGAUCACCCCAUUCUGGGGCCAGUCUCCACCAUCCGGAGGACUGCCCCCAGACUGCAGCAAGUGUUGCCAUGGAGAUUACGGCUUCCGAGGCUACCAAGGGCCACCUGGACCUCCUGGCCCCCCUGGCAUUCCAGGAAAUCAUGGGAACAAUGGCAAUAAUGGAGCCACUGGCCAUGAAGGGUCCAAAGGUGAGAAAGGAGACAAAGGUGACCUGGGGCCAAGAGGGGAACGAGGGCAGCAUGGCCCCAAAGGAGAGAAGGGCCACCCGGGGAUUCCACCAGAACUGCAGAUCGCAUUCAUGGCUUCUCUGGCAACUCACUUCAGCAAUCAGAACAGUGGGAUUAUCUUCAGCAGUGUUGAGACGAACAUUGGAAACUUCUUUGAUGUCAUGACUGGUAGAUUUGGGGCCCCAGUAUCAGGUGUGUAUUUCUUCACCUUCAGCAUGAUGAAGCACGAAGAUGUUGAGGAAGUGUAUGUGUACCUCAUGCACAACGGCAACACAGUCUUCAGCAUGUACAGCUAUGAAACAAAGGGGAAAUCGGAUACAUCCAGCAACCAUGCAGUCCUGAAGCUGGCCAAAGGAGACGAGGUCUGGCUGAGGAUGGGCAAUGGCGCUCUUCACGGGGACCACCAACGCUUCUCUACCUUUGCAGGCUUCCUGCUCUUUGAAACUAAGUAAAUAUUUGAAUAGACCAGAUCCACUUUGGGGAAGACUUGUAGCAAGCUGGUAUUGUUAAUAAUAUGAUCUGAGGGACAUUAGAGUUGAGGGUUCUACGUGUUGUGUUUUUAAAAUUUUUGUAUUGGUUACAUUGCUAAUCAUGCUACAGGUACAUCAUUAAUGUGGGAUGACUCAGGGGCUCAGAAGAAUAAACCACAAAACAGCUUUCCCAAGUGCCCUUGACUAGUAUACUUAGCACGUUUACCACUCUUCCCUUGGCACCUAAAAGAAAAUUCCUCUCUUGAUACAGGUUGGAAAUAAUUAUUCCCAUCAGAGAAGUCAUUCAUAAAGGGUUUGGGCUGCUCUGUUUUUAAUUUACUAGCAGGUUUCAGGAACCCCUGAGGUUUUGGGUUCAUCAUUAUAACUUUUCAGAGAAUAGGAUGCAGUGAUUAUGAUGGUGACGAGGCAAGAACAGGGGCACUUGCCAGGACUGAGGUACCAGAAACAUUUGUGAAGCCUACACUGGGAAAUAACACUUUGAUCCAGUGGGUCAAUAUUCAUGAGUAAAGUACAGAAAUUUUUUAGUAACUCCAGAUAGCUUUUAGAUAGCAAAAGUAUUCACAAUGCCCACAAAUAAUCGACGUCUCCUUUUUUUUUUUUUAUAAGGAUACUGCUGUAAUUAAAUCUUAA